This is a messenger RNA of Psilocybe cubensis, 1296 nucleotides long. RefSeq lists its product as uncharacterized. Gene Ontology annotation, biological process: carbohydrate metabolic process; GDP-mannose biosynthetic process. Lineage: Eukaryota; Fungi; Basidiomycota; Agaricomycetes; Agaricales; Agrocybaceae. The transcript has 4 exons. The record is from RefSeq and is a predicted model, not a curated record. Bases 1 to 1296 code for a protein of 431 amino acids. Gene Ontology annotation, cellular component: cytosol. Gene Ontology annotation, molecular function: zinc ion binding; mannose-6-phosphate isomerase activity.
AUGUCUUCAGUGCAGGCUGUAUUCAAGAUCAUACCCACCACUCAGCAAUACGACUGGGGAAAGAUCGGCAAGGAUUCCAAAGUCGCCCAGUUCGCGUCGGCCUCGCAAAUUCCAGGCUUUGCUAUCGAUGAGGGAUCGCCAUAUGCAGAGUUAUGGAUGGGUACGCACCCAAAGUCUCCGUCGCAUGUACGAUCCUCGAAUCAAGUUCUGUCCGAGUACUUGGAACAACAUUCAGAACUCAUCGGCACUCCCAUAAUCGAAAAGUUCGACGCCGCGAACGGAAAUCUUCCAUUUCUCUUCAAAGUUCUGUCAAUUGCAAAGGCGUUGAGUAUCCAGACUCACCCUGACAAAAAGACGGCGGAACAAUUGCAUGUUCAAUUCCCGGAUAUCUACAAGGAUCCCAACCAUAAACCCGAGAUGGCGCUCGCGAUAACGCCAUUUCAAGCUCUGUGCGGGUUCCGACCUCUUCCUGAAAUAGCAGCGUACUUGAAUAGUACACCGGAGUUAAGGUCCAUGCUGCCAGCCGCUAUUGUCGAUGAAUUUCUUAAGAUAUCCAACUCAACAACACCGGAGGGUGGCGCCGAGAAAGCGGCAUUGAAGAAUGUAUUUGCCUCGCUAAUGAUGGCCGACGAGGAGACAGUCAAGGCCAAGGUCGAUACCUUGAUGACACGUUACAACUCUGGGGAAACGCACGCUGGGGAGGACCCAGACAUCGUGAAGCUUGUGUUGCUGUUGGGGAAACAGUUCCCCGGGGAUAUUGGGAUCUUCUGUGCCUAUGUUCUUAACUACGUCGUUCUGAGGCCUGGUGAAGCCAUCUUCCUUGGAGCGGGAGAACCCCACGCAUACGUAUCCGGAGAAUGCAUUGAAUGCAUGGCCAAUUCGGAUAACGUUAUUCGGGCGGGCCUUACUCCUAAGCUGCGCGACGUCCCAAACCUCGUUUCUGGACUCACGUAUACUGCCUCUCCGCCAACCAAGCACGUCGUUUAUACCAAACCAUUCCGAAACGCAUCACGCGCGUCCGUAUUAUACGAUCCUCCUAUACCCGAAUUCUCUGUCGUCAGGGUCAAGAUACCAGAAGGCAGCACAAAGGAGUCGGAAGUCCAUCCACCUCUUGGAGGGCCUAGUGUUAUUAUCGUCACGGAAGGACAAGGGCAGGUGAGUUGGAAUGAUGAUGCCGAGUCCCUGGAUGUCAGUCUUGGGGAUGUAUUUUUUGUCGGAGCUGCUACAAAGGUCAAAUUCACAAUUAAAGGUGACGAAACUUUUGUCAUCUACCGUGCGUUUGUGGAGGCUGGAUGA